CGGUCACCUGUCGUUCACUCCGCACCUUGUCACGCGCCGCACUCUGCAGAGCUGCCGCUUCCUUAUCCUCCUGCACGCUCACUCCUCGCCAACCUUCGCAACCACAAGGUGCAUCAUCUGCCGCGAGCUUCCUCCGCGACCAACGCAAACAAACACAAUAAAGGCGAUGGGUGUGAACGGCGUCAAGUGCUGGGUGGCCCUGGUGUGCUGCUGCCUCCUGCUGUGCCAACUCACCACCGCCGCCCCAGCAGACUACGACACUCUGAAUGACAUGUACGACUUGCUGGCGGUGCACGAGGUGGAACGCCGCGCCCCUCCCUCCAUGAGACUACGGUUCGGCAAGCGGGACAUGGGCUGGCAGGUGUCUCAGAGGUCCAUGCCAACCCUCAGGCUCCGCUUCGGCAAGAGGAACGUUGACGAGGCUGACCCCAUCCUCGACCACCACGACCUCAUCCGCAAAGACGCCCGCACGCCAGCCCUCAGACUCCGGUUCGGCAAACGUGGCGCGUCCUUUGGAGAGGAGGACAUGGCCAGCCAGGAGCAGUAAGGGAGGUGUGGUAAAGGCUGCGUGGCGCACUCGGCGUGCUGACGGCUGCAUCCUGAGGCUGCCGGUAUGCUGAGGACAGUGUGCUGACUGCUGCUGCGCUAUGGACUCUAACCACCUCCAAACCUUUCACUCUCCCUCUCUCGUUUCAUUCUUUUCUUAUCUCUCCCUCUUUUCUUCCUUUCUCAUGUCUGGUGAUUUUAAAGUAAAAGUUACUAUUCUCUGAUCAAGUUUAUCAAGACAUAAUAAAAGACUAGUGUGAAGACAAACCUCUACGUAUGCAUAUGAUGUGUUAUAGCUGACGUGCAGAGCAGCAGCAGCAUCAAGGUGAGGCAGCAGAGGGCGUCACCAGCCAGCCUCGGGACGGUUGUUGUUCUCCAAGGACGAGGCCGAGCCAACACGGACUUGAGGCCUCGGAGGUGGAUCUCAGCUUACUUACUGAAAGCUGGAUGCACCGCCCUUCCCUCCUGAUAGUGAACCUUCCUUCAGUGUAUAAAAUAUUUUGUGAAACUAAAUUACCCAGGAUGUCACUGACGCUCGCAAAUGUUAAUCUAUCAUGUCACUCCCAGCACCUCUUAGUUUCGAUAUCUUGCAAGUGUAACCAGUACUUGGAGGGGAGCUGCAGCCCCUCCCUUCCUGCCUCCCUCCCUCCUUCCUGGCGAGGUCUAACGAGUGGCACGGUGACUCUGAUUUAAUGUUUUGGUCAGUAAGUUAGGCAAACAUUUCCCUGUCUUGUCUCCAAGGGGCCAGUGUGAGCUGCCCAGUGUUACAAGUGUUACAAGUAGUCAGCACGUAGCGGCAGUGGAAGCCAAAGUCCGGCCGUGGCUCCCUCGUCUGAGGAGUCUCGUCUGCGCCACCAUACUUAUGUACAUGUAUAAAUUGGCUUCGUAUCUUUAUGUAAGGCUGGUACCUGGCCAUUUUAAUGACCUAUCAUUAGAUUAACUUAGGCCAAAGGGUAAAUAAAUAUUUUAUUUUGAUUUGA
This is a messenger RNA of Portunus trituberculatus (swimming crab), 1526 nucleotides long. RefSeq names its product short neuropeptide F-like (gene sNPF). Lineage: Eukaryota; Metazoa; Arthropoda; Malacostraca; Decapoda; Portunidae. Bases 167 to 547 code for a protein of 126 amino acids. The record is from RefSeq and is a predicted model, not a curated record. The transcript is spliced from 5 exons.